ACAAUACAUAUUUAUUACGAAUUACUGGCAUACAGAAAAUUUACAUUCUGCGCGACUAACUUUUGGAGAGGAAGACAGGUUAUAUAGUAGAGAAAACUUGAUUUAUCUACGGGUUACGCAAUAUUACAAGUGCCCCGUCGUCAUCUUAGACUGAAGGAGUGCAACACAGCCAUCAUGAUCGAGAUAAACCCCUUAGUGAGAUAAUGAUCACUCCUAUAAGUGUCCAGGAAGCUCCCUGAUGAGCCAGCCCUUGCUGGAGACGGGGCGAGUGGUGGCGACGGCCGGAUCAGCUGUGAGACAAUAACAACAAUAUGGUGGCGGAUGCCCUUCCUUCCUUCACUCUCCACCACACCUCCAGACAACGGCCCUCCACAACCAGAGUAGAGACGGCAUGAUGGAGACAGGGCCUUUGGAAGUGCAGGUUCUCAGCUGUGUGUGGGCGGGUCUUUGGGUUGGCCCGGCCCGGGCCAUCAAUGCCAAUGAGCUCUCUUCCCGGGGUAUUACCACACUUGUCUGGGCCACCCCAGAGAUCGACCCCCCAGACCUCCCGGAGGAAGUUCGAAUAGUGAAAGUCCUUAUUAAAGAUGACCCAGAUCAGGAUAUCAGCCCAUACUUCCCAGUGGUCGCCGAGGCCUUCAAAGAGUGUCGAGAGUGUGGCAAGAAUGGCAUGGCAAUGGUGUGCCGGGCAGGAGUAAGUAGGUCAGCAUCUUUGGCUCUUGCAGCGCUUGUAGGACAGACUGACUUGGGCCAGAUGACUCUCAGACAUGCCUACCUCACCAUCAAGGCUGCCAGACCCUUUAUCAGGCCCAACUAUGGAUUCUUCUCACAGCUUAUCACAUAUGAGAUUGAGAUAAGAGGACGAGCAACGGUGUUGAUGAAGGAUUCACCGUUUGAGGCUGGAGAGCAGUUGCCAGAUGUGUACAUAGAGGAGCUGAAGCAAAAUAUGGGCUCCAUCUUCACCAACUUCUUUCCUUUCUGACGGUUGGCUGCAGCAGGACUUCUGCUGGUGGCUUUAUUAGCAUGGACUCGGACUACGCCUUGACCAUACUCUUUUCUUGCUCCCCAAGUUGCCAAAGUGAAGUCAUGGUUUUGUUAUCUAUUGCUUGUUUACACCAUAUAUCAAUUGAGGGGUCCUCGCGGCUGAAUAGACAACGCUUGGAGGUCGUAGUUCUAAGGGCCUGGGUUCGUUUCCCAACUGAGGCAAAAACAAAAUGAGCAGAGUUUCUUUUAUCCUAAUGCUCUGUUAAUGUAGCAGUAAAUAGGUACCUGGGAGUUUGACAGCUGCUACAGGCUGCUUCCUGGGGAAUGUGUGUACUCGCCUAGUUGUACUCACCUGGUUGUGCUUGCUGAGAUUGA
Procambarus clarkii (red swamp crayfish) is the source of this 1356-nucleotide messenger RNA. Its product is annotated as dual specificity protein phosphatase 14. NCBI's taxonomy places the organism in Eukaryota, Metazoa, Arthropoda, Malacostraca, Decapoda, Cambaridae. The record is from RefSeq and is a predicted model, not a curated record. Gene Ontology annotation, molecular function: protein tyrosine/serine/threonine phosphatase activity. Gene Ontology annotation, biological process: protein dephosphorylation. Gene Ontology annotation, cellular component: cytoplasm.